Molecule: messenger RNA, 1901 nt
Organism: Pieris rapae (cabbage white)
Lineage: Eukaryota; Metazoa; Arthropoda; Insecta; Lepidoptera; Pieridae
Product: leucine-rich repeat neuronal protein 3
Exons: 11
Coding region: 134-1624 (496 amino acids)
Molecular function (GO): protein binding
Source: RefSeq, a predicted model, not a curated record
UCACCAUACAACGUUGAUAAGAUACCACUCUAAAGAUAAGAUUGCCAGCCAUUUUGUUAAAAACAUUUGAUGCACAGUCAGAUUGGAGGUUUUGUGAUGUAUUUGUGAAUUUAGAGUCAAUAUAUCGGUAACAAUGAGUGUACGUGGUAUAUUUAUUGUUGUUAUCAUUGGUCUUAUUGGAGUGUAUGGCGAUGACACACCAGAAAAAUCGAAUGGAACAAUAUCUAAGAAUCCAGUGUGGAAACAGACGGGAAUUUGCAGAAAGUGUAUCUGCAAAGAUGAAAAGAUAAACUGCUUCGAUCAAAGUCUCACUACGUUUUUUACUAAAAAGGAAUGGACUGAUAUUGCAGAAUUCAAACCAAAAAUAAUAGAUUUGAGUGACAACUCAAUAACGAAUGUAACUGCGUUCGCGCAGUUUCCCGUUGAAAUUCUCAAUUUAUCACGGAAUAGUAUUGAGUUUAUUGAGAAUGCUAGUUUUAAGGAUCUUCAGUCUAUGAAAGUUCUAGAUCUAAGUCAUAACAAGCUCACGUCGGCGAAACUUAGUCCACAUGCUUUUGAGGGCCGCUAUUCUCCAGAAGAAUACGAGCCUCUUGCAUCCAUGAGAACUCUGAGCUUGGCCUACAAUGACCUUCAUAGCCUGAACCAGGAUCUCUUUGAGCAUUUACCGGAGUUAACUGAGUUGGAUUUAAGUGGCAAUCCCCUGACCACGAUUGAUCAUGUAACUGUAAUUGCAAUUUCUAGUCUUCCUAUGCUGAAGGUUCUUCGAAUGCGGUCCUGCCAAUUGCCAGACAUUCCCGAAAAAUUCCUUCAUACACCCCGGUACCUGGAACGCCUAGAUCUAAGUGACAACAAGCUAAUAGCUGUGCCUUUAGAGCUAGAGGAGACUAAGAAUUUGAUUUAUUUGAACUUGAACCAGAAUCCUAUUAGAGAACUAGACGUCAACAGCGAAGAUCACCCUGGUUUUCCCCGUCUCCGCAAGCUUCAAGAGCUGCAUAUGUGCAACAUGCCUAAGCUACAACGUAUCGGUGCAGGGUCACUCGCAGGUCUAGAGACCAUACAAAGAUUGCAUAUGUGUUGUAACCCUCGUCUGAGCUACAUUGACCCUAAAGCUCUGGCCAGAUCUGAUGAUAUUGGAGAAACAUAUGACUGGCCUCUAAUUAAGGAAUUGUAUCUUCAAUCGAACAAUCUAUCAGAGGUAGACCGUCGUUUCCUCUCCCGUUGGGAUCUUUUGGAAAAAGUAGAUAUAACAAAUAACCCCUACUUAUGUGAUUGCUCCACUCAGUGGAUGGUGGAUAUAUUGGUGGCUGUUGUGGAAAGGAAGACUACUAAUUCCUCUGAAAAUAUGAUUUGCCAAGAGCCGAUAGAAAUGCGAGGUUACACGAUGAAGCAUCUGCAUGACAUCCAUCGCACUAUGCGUUGUGUAGACAAGUAUGGGCAUCGUCCAGAGAGGGAUGGUGCCAUGCUUUUGGGGACCCUUAUAGGUGUCUUAUUAGCAGUUCCAAUUGUCUUCGGACUCAUGAUGCUGUGGAGACAUGGCUACUUUUCACGGUGUGGUCUUCGAGGGCCCAUCGAUGUAUCCAGGGCGUUCUACAAGCGAGCUCCAGCUGAUGACAACUACAUAUAAGCUAUAUAAUUAUAAAAUACAUAUAAGCUAUACAAAUAUAAAAAAAGUUAACAACGAAGAAACGUUUUUUAUCGUUGACUAAAAAAUAUUCUAAGAUAAAUAAUGUACUAGUGAACUAAGAAAAAUUAUGUAAUAUGCCUUUAAAAGUUUUGGACUUAAGUAGAAGGAUUUAAAAAAAAUACUAACAUCCCCACCAUACUUUUUAGCAAAAAGUAAAUACUUAUUUAAGCUGACAAUUGUGUCGAGAUAUAUUUUUUAUUAAAUAAAUUAAACAGUU